AUGGCAGCCGAAGAUCUCCCGACCGCAGACGUGCCCACGUGGAGGGGAGCUCUGUGUGCAAUCCUGCGGAUGCCCAUCUCCGAGAAGGAUUUCCAGAUCAUCGGCCUCUUUGUGACGAGACACAGCCUCAAACAACUAGAAAGUAUUUCCAAGCAUCCAACCGUGCGACUUACUAUCCAAUCUGACUCUCUCGUCGGGAUCCUCACACGCGUCGUAGGACGCUUUGAGAAUCUGAAAACGCUUGGUUUUCGAUAUCAUGCGGAGAAUCAUGUCCUUGAGAAAGACCCUUUUUUACAACGUUGCGGUCUGCUUAGGUCGAAAUACCGGCUUCUGAGAACAUGCCCCAAGAUUCCUAACGUUCAUAAUCGCCCUCGAAUCAAGAAAGACAUUGAUGUGUGCGCACUGACUUUUUCGGCGCUUCUCAAAGCGGUAGUCUCAACCAGACGAAAGCUCAAAGAACUACACACCUGCAGAGGUUCCCACAGUUGUGUCAUACCGGAGAAUCUUACGCUGAUUCCAUCUCAGUUCGAGGAUCUCCUUCCUCUGGUAGACGUACUCGAAACUCUGCACCUCUGUACCAGUAGAUUCGGGAAGCCGCAAGAAGAUGCCUCCUUCAAGGGCCUUCUCAGCAUUAUCCCGGCAGCUGCACCAAACCUCAAGAAUUUGACACUCUCACAAGGCAAUCCAGAACAUCCACUGGACCUGCACUAUUUUUCUGACCUCGCCCAAUCUGUCAGCUUCACGCGGCUCGAGGAGCUUCACCUCAACUGGAUCGAAAUGACCCCAACAGCAUUUAGGGUCUUUCUUCGCACCGCAGCCCCGACCUUAAGGGUCCUCACCAUGACCUAUGUGACUCUCAAUGAGAAGACCAUACCAGACAGAAUUCCGCACGGUAUGAGUCCUGAUGCACCCCGGCUCGCGCGGCAAAUGUGGGAAUUUUUCCACGACAAUUUGUCCCUGCGGCACCUUUCCAUCCAUGAACUUGGCUUGGAUGGGAAGCGGAUCGUCGUGCGAAAUAUCUUCAAUGGGCUCGAGCAACACCGCCACCCGUUUGAUAACUCUCAUGCUGUCUUUCACGAGGGUCGGACCCCCAUUUCCUUUCGCGAGUGGUCCGUGAUCGAACGCUACGCGCAGGCGACUGGGAUGUCUUUCCGGUCGGUGUAG
Molecule: messenger RNA, 1164 nt
Organism: Aspergillus heteromorphus CBS 117.55
Lineage: Eukaryota; Fungi; Ascomycota; Eurotiomycetes; Eurotiales; Aspergillaceae
Exons: 4
Coding region: 1-1164 (387 amino acids)
Source: RefSeq, a predicted model, not a curated record